Molecule: messenger RNA, 1790 nt
Organism: Mercenaria mercenaria
Lineage: Eukaryota; Metazoa; Mollusca; Bivalvia; Venerida; Veneridae
Product: protein kinase 4-like
Exons: 2
Coding region: 471-1334 (287 amino acids)
Source: RefSeq, a predicted model, not a curated record
CACCGAGAAACAUUUUUCAAUAGUAAUGCCCUUAUUGGUAAAACACAACGAAUAAGACAGUUUCUAAAUCCCCAUACAAAUUUAUCCAAUCGAGAGAGUUUACCGCACGAAGUGACAAUCGACAUGCUAGAUUAUUCUUUUCAAUAUAGUGUUGUAUUACACAUCAGACAUUUAUCAACUUAGAUAAAGGAAUAGAAUGCUAUUUUGAAUAGUUAUGACAAAGGAUAUGUUUUAUAAAGUUAAAUAAUUAAAGAAAGGACUUAUAAGAAUACUACAACAAUAUUAUAUCAGACGACACACUGGAACUUUCUUUGCGAGAACAUUCUUUGUUAGUAAAAAAAGCUGCGCAGAAGCAAGCUGUUGUCAUAUAACACAACACAAACAACGAUUGAAAUACUGUUGAAAAACGACGUUAAACCCAAAACAAACAAACGAUAGAACAGAAGGAAGGAAAAUUCAAAACGAUUAAAAUGGAUAUUUACCAACAUUUGCUUCCGUACAUUGAGUAUUUGGAAGGUGUUGUUGCAUCGAAAGAAAAGGAUAUUAUAACAGAGAAGGAUUAUAGAAACUUUCCUUUUAAGACUUUCGAAUAUAUCGACAAACUUCUUUCUUUAAUAAAGAAAAACAAUGGUAAAACUAUAUCUGUUACCAAAAUAGAAGAAAUGAAACAACAUCAUGAAAUUCUUUUAAAAAGUGACGAAUACUUGGAACUACAACAACAACAACAACAGCAACAACAACUACAACAGCAACAACAACAGCAACAACAACCACAACAACAACUACAACAACAACAACAACCAGAACAGCAACAACAACAGCAAAAUAUUGGAGGACUAGUUCCAGAAUUCUCCAGACUUGCCUGGGACUUAAGUAAAUAUCGGCAACAAAAUGAUGAAUCUAAACAGAGCACACCGAAAAAAACAACAAAAUCACCCGGAACAACAGCAAUAAAAUACAAUAAAAUAAAAACAUUCCUUCAACAAUCAUAUUCGGAAGAAAGAAGACUAACCCAAGGAUAUACACCAAAAGAAGAACCAACCGAAGACGAAUGUAUUGGACAACUGAAAACACUUGACAGUUUAAUAAACUCAGACAAGAAAAACAUAAUUUUGAACUCAUGCCACAAAGGACACGUCUUAAAACAAUUGAAAAUAUUAUCAAAAAAAGAAAAAAAAGGAUUUAUAAAUACACUAGAAAAACACGGUUUUAAGUAUACACUGUCGCACUGCAACUUUUUGAUUCGUUUUUACGAAUUUGCAAACGACCAUAACAACAUUUUAAAAUGUGCUUUAUCCAUUGAUUAUAUUUCCAAAAAAAUUCACAACCAUUAAAAAAGUAUUCCAAGAAUUAAAAUGGUAAACCAAUACAAACAAGCCCAACGAAUACAGUACAGCGUUUGUAUUGAUUUACAUGUAUCCAAGUAGCAGACGACACCUUGAGAUCACACUAGUUUUCCAAUAGUUGCUUUAUCUGUGCGUUAGCUGUAAAAAAAUCACUAAACCGUAUGCUUAUGCCAUAAGCACACGCAUGACUGAACAUAAUAAUUUCAUAUUGUCAGAAUCAUUCAACCGUAUGCUUAUGGCAUAAGCACACGCUUGAUUGAACAUCAUAAUAAUGAGAGUUGAUAGUCUAAUAUUGGAACAAUUAACUUUUAUUAUUGAAAUAAUAUUUUAUUGUUUGUUCAUUAUGUUUUACAUUGUUUACUCUCAGUGUUUUAUACAAUAAAUCAUAAAUAUUUAUACCAUCUUGUAUCAUUUUUAGGAAAAAUAAACAAUAGUAACCACAGA